AUGUGGUCGCCGGCCUCGGCCGCCGUCGCGGCCUCGGCGUCGGCCGCCGCGGCCACGGCCACCGCCGCGGCCUCGGGCGCGCAUUGCCUCGAGGAGGACACCACCCUCGAGGGCCGUGCCGGCCUGCUGCCCCUGGGCGCCGGGCACGAGGCCCUCGACCGCGACCGCGCGGAGGCGCUGCUCGCCUGCCUGGGCCGCCUCUCCUCCGCGGAGGCGGACCUCGCCGCGGUGCGCGCCGCGAUCCUCGGUGCCCUCGCCGAGGGGCCCGCGGCCGCCCUCGGCGGCCGAGCCGAGCCCGUCGAGCGGCCCGGCGGCCGUCCCGCGGCGUCGAAGCCGCCCGCCGCCGACGCCGCCGAGGUCCAGCGGCACGGCGGCUCGCCCGCCGCCUUCGGCGGCGCGGGCAACGGCGGCGCGCCGCGAGCGCCGCAGCCGCCCUCGCCGCGGAAGCUGCCGGGGGCGCCAGGGCCGCGCUUCGCGGAUCAGGCCGCGGCGUCGCUGUGCGCCACGGGCAGGCCGCUCAAGUCGCACAGGGCCGAAGGGCGCCACAGGACGACGGAGAGGCUCGGCUGCUCGAGCUGGCUGGCGCUGCCGGUCCUGCACCCGGAGCACCCGAGGCUGCUGCUGUGGAAUCUGGUUGGCGUUGUCUUCUUGACGUACAUUGUGUUCAUGCUGCCUUACGAGCUGUCCUUCGGCCCGUGCAGCAGCAACGAACUGUUCGUGGUCGCUUCGGUCGUGGACGUGUAUUACAUCCUCGACGUCAUCGUCACGUUCCGGACCGGCUACGAGGACGAAGAGACGAAAUGUGUUGUCAUGGACCCUGACCGAAUCGCGAGGCGCUACGUGAGGUGUUGGUUCUACGUGGACGCGGUUGCCGCCAUACCGUGGGACUGGGCGGACGCGCUGCACUUGCCAUACCUGCAGUCUACCAAGGCGCUGAGGUCCAUGAGGACGCUCCGCAUCUCACAGGUAGCGCGUUGCUUCCGCCUGUGCCGCACGUACUUGCUGGGGAACCGCCUGGACAUCUUCUUGGAGAACAAUCUCGGCCUUGGUUUCAUCAUGGGCGUCUUAAGGGUGCUCUUCGUCCUUUUAGGCGUCACUCACUGGGCCGCGUGCGUGUGGUUCUUCAUCGGCUCGAUCGACGACGGCCGCCCCAGCUGGGUGGACAAGCACCUCGACCAGGAUGUCGAUGCGUACCAGGCGUACGUUUAUUCGUUGUACUUCACCCUAACAACGAUGACCACGGUUGGCUACGGUGACAUCGUCGCACAGAAUUUCACCGAAGUGUGUUUCGUCUUGCUCCUGCUGCUCCUUGCCUCGGUCGUCUUCGCCUCCAUGAUGGGCGAGCUGACCGACCUGAUACGCUCUGGGAACAGGGACUCCCACAUCCUCAGCGCAAACAGGCAGAAACUGGCCCAGUACGUUCGCUGGCGCCGGCUUCCGAAGUCGGUGGCAGUCCCCAUUCGGACCCACUUGGUGUGGCUCUGGGAGAUGGGGGAGGGCUUCGACGCCUAUGAGGCGGAGCUCAAGAGUUGCCUAUCCCCCUUGCUUCAGCGAGAGCUAUCAUAUCAAGUAUACGGAGGCUUGAUCCGCAACGCCCCUUUCUUGCAGUGGAUACGAGUGCACGAGCCGUGCAUGAAGGAGCUCACGGUGUUGCUCUCCUCGAGCUUCCUCUCCCCGGGGGACAAGAUAUUCCGGGUCGGCGAGCCGAACGAACAGAUUUUCAUGUUGAAGAGUGGGAUAGUGCGACUCUCGAUGAACGACAGCCUCCACAACACGGGCCCCCAGCAGCUGGCCCCAGACCUCGCCGACCCCGCCCCGACGCCGGCAGCAGGGGCGCGCUGGGCGGACCUGGCCGCGAAGCCCAGCAGCAAGUCCGACGCGCUCCUCGGCGCGGGCGCGAAGACGGAGGCGCAGGACAGGCUCAGCAGGGUCUCCUUCGCCCCCGGCUCGUUCGCGAAUCGGCCGCACGCCUUCACCCAGGCGACGAGGGAGCUCCGCGGCUACGAGGCCACGCUGUCCUGGAGCGCGCGGGUCAUACAGAAGCUCUGGAGGAAGCGCCACCCGUACACCCCCUUCCUCGCCGCUUCUGGCCCAUGCCGCCGUGGGCAAUGGCGCGAUGCGUACCCAGCCGAUCUCUGCCCCCGCCUAUUUCGGAGAGGCGUGCCUCUGGCUCCCCGUCUCGGCGGCUGGGACACUGCCACGCCGCACAAGUUCGCGUACUCGGCCAGGUGCGAGUCGUUGGCCGAGGUGGUUUGCAUGAGGCGCGCUGUAGUGAAGGAGAUCAUGGACAAGUUCUCGCCCUGGCUCGAGGAUCGCUUCGAGGUCUUCCGCCAGGCCGUGGCCAGGAGGCUCACCGAGGGCCAGGACGUGCGCGCGUGCGCUCGACCGCCGCUGCCGGAGCGCCCCGGCCCCCCGUUGCCGCCGCCCGCGGGCACCGGUCAGGGUUCGGCCAGCUGGAGGCCACAGCCAGCCUCGGCACCACCAGCCGCCGCCGAGGGCCCCGCGGGCGCGGCAAGGGUGGUGGUGGACUGGAGGGCCGCCUGGAGCCGCCAGGCGUGGAACAGGCUCCCGGGGGAGCGCCUCGUGAACUGCACGGCCUCCGGCGGCCCCGCGAGCGGCUCCGUCAGGCUGACGCACGCGAGUUCCGUGAGCGCGGAGUGGAACGGCGUCGGCAGUUACGACGAGGGCACCGUCCGCGUCGAGUUCGCGAACGGCCGCCGGCUCUCCGGCUCCCUGGGGCCCGAGGGCUCCCACGCCCCGACGAUCCAGUGGAGCGACGGCACGGUGUGGACGUGGGCCCAGCCGCCGACGGGCGCCGAGCUCCCUGCCGCGCCGCCGCCCGGCCGCGGCGAGCCGCGGCUCGGCCCGCUGAGCGAGCCGCUCCUCCGGCCGCUGUAG
Prorocentrum cordatum is the source of this 2898-nucleotide messenger RNA. The record is from the annotation of a GenBank genome assembly. NCBI's taxonomy places the organism in Eukaryota, Dinophyceae, Prorocentrales, Prorocentraceae.